CCACCGCCACCGCCACCAUCACCAACCGCUGCCAUGGAAGACGGAACUACUACUACUCCGCCGCCGCCGAGGGUGACCUUACCGACUUCAGAGAUGACCGUCGACUCUGUUGAACUUCAACAGAGUUCAAGUCAGGUAGAGUCUCCGGCCAGCGAAUCAAUGUCAACUGAAUGGACAAAUGAGAAGCACAGUUUGUACCUGAAGUCCAUGGAAGCAUCCUUUGUUAAUGAUUUGUAUAAUUCUUUUGAUUUACUUGGUUGGCGUUCACAAAGACAGCACUCAUCAGAUUCUAAAUUAUCGGGCCAAAAGCAUGCCAGCACUCGUUCCUCUUCUGGCCAGUUUAAGGUUCUUCGAGGUGGCUGUUGGGGAAAGAUCGAUUUUGAAAGGCAUGAAUCCCAAUUGGACAAGGCAGAUGGGUCUGGUGUUCUUUUAGCAAAUCCAUGGAUUCGGCAUUUCAGGCCUUCAUUCAGACACCAAAUUGUAACAUCUUCUGCUCUUCAAGAAAAAUCUGCAAUUGGAAAUCCAGCAGUACAUGUAAAUGGGAAAAUGGCAUUGACCUCCACUGCUUUGGCUGCUAAUUUAGAGCAGUUUCCUGCACGGCACGCUCAUUUGUGUGACGAUGAUUCAGCUGACAGCAAUACAGAGGUCACGGAUCAAAACUUCAUUGAUGAUGAUAUCGAAGAAGAGAAGGCAAACCAUCCAUGCAACGCAAAGAGGAUAAAAGCUUCGGUUGUUGCUGCUCCAAGCAAUGAUCAGGUUGUUCCUUUUGGCAAGUUUCCUGUAAUUGCAGACCUUACCAAGAAUUAUUUUUCCCCAGAAAGAGAGAGGUCCUGCAGCAGCAGUGAUUUGAAGUCCACCGAAGAUGGCUUUCCAUGAUUGGAUUCAACAUCUAAUCUUGGGAAAAUGAUACAUGAUUCUAUUAUAAUUGACUUGGGAUGGUAAUCUUGAAAUGCUUUGCAUGAGAUCUUGAGAUCGUGACUUUGCAAUCAGGGCGAGUGAUCAAACAUACAUAUGCGAAAAUUGAUGUGCAUUUAAUGCUAUAAAGAAGGGUACUGCUACUUAUGCAGGUAUUGGGUUAACAAGUGGUAGAGCUGACUAAUAAACAGGAGAGAUUUUGAUGAGCAUGUUGGUUUUGUAUUGUGGAUAUGAUGGUUGACAAUUAUGCUGAAUUCUUUUCCUUUUUUUUUCCCUCAGUUUUUUCUUUUUUAUUCGCCAUUGAAUUGACACGAGUUGUACUAGGUUCAUCAAGUAUUUGUACAGUUGGCAUUUUUAUGUUUCAUGGGAAUCAAGUUGUUGCUUUAUCUCUUGGCCAUUGAAUUGACACGAGUUGUACU
Molecule: messenger RNA, 1334 nt
Organism: Camellia sinensis
Lineage: Eukaryota; Viridiplantae; Streptophyta; Magnoliopsida; Ericales; Theaceae
Product: cold-regulated protein 27
Biological process (GO): regulation of circadian rhythm; response to cold
Source: RefSeq, a predicted model, not a curated record